Drosophila obscura is the source of this 3180-nucleotide messenger RNA. RefSeq names its product RNA polymerase-associated protein Rtf1 (gene Rtf1). The record is from RefSeq and is a predicted model, not a curated record. The coding region runs from base 89 to 2389 and encodes 766 amino acids. Gene Ontology annotation, cellular component: Cdc73/Paf1 complex. Gene Ontology annotation, molecular function: RNA polymerase II C-terminal domain phosphoserine binding; DNA binding. NCBI's taxonomy places the organism in Eukaryota, Metazoa, Arthropoda, Insecta, Diptera, Drosophilidae. The transcript has 4 exons.
AAUACUUUAAGACGGCUACACUUUUUUCCGCCAAACAAAAAAAAGGUUAACUUUUAUUUUUUUGCAUAAAAAUAGUGAGAAUUAAGUAAUGGGAAAACGGCGGACGCAAUCACAGAUCGAUUCGAACUCUAGCGAUAGUGAUAGCGAAUCGGACACCAACCUGGAGUCGGACCUCCUGUCGUUGGCUAAGAAGCGCAAGAAGCCGCAAAAUGCCAGCAAGGCGAGCUCCCUAUCCGACUCGGACUCGGACUGGGCAAACAACAAAUCUGGAGCGCCUGCCACGAAGAAGAAGAAGCGUCCGAAGAAGGCCAGCAGGGACUCGAGUUCAUCGGAGUCCAACUGGGACGAUGAGAGCCAGGAUGAAGUGCAGCCUGUGCCGGCUGUGGAAAAGAAGCCCGAGGAGCCUCCAAAGCCGGGCAACGUCAGCGAGCACGAGGAGGGCGAAGUCUCCGACAGCGACUCGGACAAUUCGAAAUCAAACUCCUCAUCUGGCUCCGACUCAUCCAGCUCGUCCUCGUCCGGCUCCGACGCAGAGUUCGAUGACGGCUUCGACGACGACAUGAUGGGCGACGAGGAGGAUCGCAAGCGUCUGAAUGAUCUGUCGGAAAAGGAGCGCGAAACGGAGAUCUUUAAGCGCAUCGAGCAGCGGGAAAUCAGGCGAACCCGCUGGGAGAUCGAGAGAAAGCUGAAGCUGGCCCGGCGCGGUGAACGGAACGAAAAGUCACGUUCAAAGGGCGAGCGGGCCAAAAAGAAGAAGGAGAAGAAGGCCAAAAAAAGCAAGGAACUACCCCCGUCUCUGCCACCGCCAUCGAACUCUGUGCUAUCCGAACUGGAAUCAAAACCAAUCAGCGAGGUGGGCAGCAAGAGUCCGAUCCCUCUAUCUUCCAGUCGGGACGUGGCCUCAACUUCGGCGGCCGUGGCCAGCAUACUCAACGACCGAGGAUCCGACGAUCAGGCUGGCGCCGGUAUGGGCGACUAUUUUGAUCACAAGGAACGGUCCAAGGAGCGAAAGAAGAAUGUGGAGGCCAACAAAACCGAUGACAAGCGAAGCAAUGCCAUGGCCCUACUGAAGGCCAAGCGAGAGGGCAAGGCCAAGCGAGAGGAGGAGGAAGCGAAGCGGCAAGCCGACCGCGAACGCGACGACAAAGAGGAACUUGAGAGCGUUUCGGGCUGUAAGUCGGCUGUGAAGCUGAAAGCCUCAGAGAUCUAUUCGGACGACUCGGGCAGCAGUGACUGGGACGAGGAUGAGAAGCCAACGGGCAAACGGUCACGUUCGAUUAGCAGCAAGGCUUCCAGCGAGUCUGAGGAUGAUGACAAAACCACCAAGAGUCCAGUGUUCAUAUCGAACCGAGAGGAUUUGAACAAACUGCGCCUGUCGCGCCACAAGAUGGAGCGUUUCGUCAAUUUGCCGAUCUUCGAGAGCACCGUGCUGAACUGCUUUGUGAGGAUAAGCAUUGGCAACAAUGGCCAGAAGCCGGUCUAUAUAGUCGCUGAGAUAGUCGGCGUGGUGGAGACGGGCAAGAUCUAUAGCCUAGGCACCACGAGAACCAAUCGGGGUCUGCGCCUGAAGCACGGCACUCAGGAGCGCGUCUUCCGGCUGGAGUUCAUCUCCAAUCAGGAGUUCACCGAGAACGAGUUCAACAAAUGGCAGGAAAGCUGCCAGAAGGCGCACGUCCAGGCGCCCGCCAUGGAACUCAUCGAAAUAAAGGCGAACGAUAUCAAGAAGGCCCUGAACUACGAGUACAAGGACGAGGAUGUGGACAAAAUUGUGGAGGAAAAGAAUCGCUUCCGCAACCGUCCCACCAACUAUGCCAUGAAGAAGACCUGUCUGAUGAAGGAGCGCGAUGCUGCCAUGCUUCGCGGUGACUACGACAUUGCCCAGGAUCUGAGCACGCAGAUCGAUGAGCUGGAGAACAGAGCCUCUGAGCUGGACAAGCGAAGAUCGCACACACUGAAUCUGAUUUCGUACAUAAAUGACCGCAACCGCAAGAAGAACGUUCAAGAUGCCGAAAAGGCCAUUAUGGAGGAGGCGCGCGCCAACAAGGGCCAGAAGAUAUCAGAUCCAUUCACGCGACGCAUCACACAGCCACGCAUGGGUUUCAAGGGUACCAAGAAGGACGAUGAGGACACACAGCUCGCACCACUGCCUCCGCCACCGCCUGGCAAGAAAAGGCCAAACGAGGCCGGCUCCUCAAAUGCCAACGCGAAGCCCACAGACGCCAAGGACUUUAGCCUGUACUCGCUGCACGACUUCGACAUAGACCUGGAUGUGCCUCUGCCGGUUAACAGCACGAAUUCGGUGCCAAAGCCAGCGAAUAAGCCAGCCGAAACCGUCUCCAAGCGAUCGCUUAAUCUGGAGGACUACAAGAAGAAGCGCGGCCUCAUCUAGGGCUACAGACUCGACCCCCAAAUUAACAAAGCUCUUGCGUUUUUGCAUCCUAGUUAGUUAUACAGUAGUUAUACAGUGCAUAAAUCGACUAAAGUGACAUUUUGUUAAUAGUCCGACAAACGAAGAAAAACUAAAGUUAAUUAACGAAUACCAAUUCGUGGCCGUUUCUGUGUUGUAUUAGAGAUAGACAGGACACACACAUACACACACUGUUGCUGGCAAGAGGAUGAUUCGGGGAUAUUUCAAUUGUUAUCAUUUUGACCCAUUAUAUUAACAUUAAUUCUCCAUUAUUUUUUUUUUGUUUAUCUGUGUGAUGCUUAGACAAAUGUACAAUGCAAAAUGAAAAACCACACCCCGCUGCAAGAGCAAAACAUAUUACGAAUUAAAUAUCGUAUGCCAACCAACUGCUAACUGCUUAUGUCUCAAUUUCACUAGUACUUAAGUUGCAAAUUGUAUUAUAUGUAGCUGCCACCGCUUACGACCCGAUAAUCAUCCUCCAUGCAAUGGUUAAUAAAUUUUUACGAUACGACGAUGAUAAUUUAUAUAGAAUUAGUUAACAGCAACCACUCAGGCAUAUGGCGAGGGCUAAUGAGAUUCCAGGGACAAAUAUAACAGGCUGAUUUAAUUGGAUAUAUGUAUGCGGAACGGGGCAUAAUUAUCCUUUGGUUGUAAUCGUUCAAUGCUGUAUUAGUUUAAGUUCAUCAAUGUUAGCAGCAUGUCCACUAUUAUACACAUAUACAAAAAUAAUUAUAAUAAUACAAGAAAAUAAACUAAAUAUUAUACUAUUUAAA